Molecule: messenger RNA, 2170 nt
Organism: Drosophila elegans
Lineage: Eukaryota; Metazoa; Arthropoda; Insecta; Diptera; Drosophilidae
Gene: IP3K1
Product: inositol-trisphosphate 3-kinase homolog
Exons: 4
Coding region: 371-1846 (491 amino acids)
Biological process (GO): inositol phosphate biosynthetic process
Cellular component (GO): nucleus; cytoplasm
Molecular function (GO): inositol tetrakisphosphate kinase activity; inositol-1,4,5-trisphosphate 3-kinase activity
Source: RefSeq, a predicted model, not a curated record
GGCGAAACCAGUUAGUCGUCUCCCAGAGCAGCCAGAGUAACGCCUCGAUUCUCGAUUCUCGCCGAUCCACCGUUUCGCCGCGAUCGACAGUGCUACAUACAGUUCCCAACGGGACCGAGCGAUAAAGAUAAAAGUGCAAAAACAAAGCGCACUUAGAUAAAGAUAUCGAAGUUCCCAUGCCGAGGCACAGUGCAAGUGAAGUGAAACGAGAACGCAGUUUUCACUAGGAAACAGAAAAGUGCUGUGACUGAUACUGAGAGUCGGAGUCAGAAUCAGAAACAGAAACAGAAACACAAUCACAAUCAGAAUGCAAAUGUGUCGAGCAUAAAAUCGCAAAGCGUGAAAAUCGACUAGAGUUCCCGAACGAUAUAUGUACAUCCACUCGAACCAACAGUGUGUUGCCAGCCAAGUGAAACUAAGUGCGCAAGCGAUCCGAAUGACUAUGACUUCAACGGUGCUCCAGCGGCCAAUUCCAGCCAAGUCAGAGAGACACCAUCACCAGUCCGGUGCCAACGCGAAGGCCUCCAAGUCAGCCACCUCCACCAGAAGUCGCUCCACGAUGGCCUGGUCCAACGAGAAGCUCCGCUUCUCCUGCAUCGACAACAUCGGCCUCAAGCAGCUGUGGAAACUGAUUGCCCUGGAUACGAGUGCCAGUGCUACCUCCAAGCAGCGCAAUGCCAUGAUGUUGGAUGUGGAGCAACAGCAGCAGCAGCAGCAGCAACAACACCAGCAGCAACAGCAGCAGCAAAAGCAGCAGCAACAAUCGAACAAUAACAACGAGCGGAUUCCCUAUGAGAACUGCGACAACUUGGCCGACUAUUUGAGUCUCCAAAGAGCGACCCAGGCCCAGAGGAACCACAUCCAAUCCCAGGCCCCGGCCCAGAUGUCCCUGCUGAAGUUCUUGGCCAUUAAUGCCCUAGAGCUGAGCGCCCCAGCUACGCCACAUCUUCUCCAGCACCAGCAAACGCAAACGCAGACGCAGGCAAAGCCCCAGGGCUGGAUGCAGCUUUCCGGUCACCCAGAGAGCAUUGUGCCCACGUCCACUGGCAUUGUCCGUAAACGCAUCACGGGCUUCGAGGACAGCGAGGUGCAAGCCUACCGACUGAUCUGCCAGGAGCCACAGACCGCUCAGAUAGUGCCCGCCUACUUUGGAAUACAGGAGGUGCAGGCACAGCACUACAUUGAGCUGCAGGAUCUGCUGGCUGGAUUCCGGGAUCCGUGUGUGAUGGACAUCAAGAUGGGCAGCCGCACCUUCCUCGAAUCUGAGGUCAGCAAUGCCACCCUGCGACCGGAUCUCUAUCAGAAGAUGAUCGCCGUGGACGCUGAAGCUCCAACGCCGGCGGAGCACGAAGCGAGGGCCAUUACUAAGCUGCGAUACAUGACCUUCCGCGAGUCCCUGUCGUCCUCGCACUCCAAGGGCUUCCGGAUCGAGGCGCUGCGUCUGCGCGGACGGCCGCCUGUUAAGGACUUGAAGACCUGCCGGAGCAGCGAGCAGAUCGUCCAGACCAUCGAACAGUUCCUGGCCGCCCGGCGAUCCGUGCAGAAGGAGCUGCUGAAGCGACUGAAGCACAUGCGCCUGGUCAUCGAGCAGUCGUCGUUCUUCGCCCGCCAUGAGAUCGUUGGCUCCAGCAUCUUCAUCGUCUACGAUGAUGAGAGGGUCGGCGUGUGGCUGAUCGACUUUGCCAAGUGCCGGGAGCUGCCACCGCAGGUUAGGGUGGACCAUCGCAGCGCUUGGGCGCCGGGCAACCGGGAGGAGGGCCUGCUCCGCGGAAUGGACGAGCUCAUCCGCUCCUUCGAGGAGGUUUACGCCCGCUGCGGUUCGCAUCGCAGCUGCCUUAAAAUCUAAUGGAUGGAUCGAUAGCAACUGCAGCUGGAUCUGCACCGAAAGACUGAUCACCCAAGCUCCAUUUGUACAGAGAGAAGUAGAAGAAGAAACAAGGAUUCAUCGCAUCGCCCGGACUGAGCUCCACCUUAUAUUACCUACUUGUUCCAUAUUGGAAAACCCUGGCUUCAGCUCGGUUACCUUUAGAAAGAGUAAGACUAGCUGGAGAUGAAAAAAACGAUUAGUAUUGAUCACCAAGCAGCAUUUGUUUGAUUGAAACAGGUCUAAAAUAAGUAUUUGUAAAUGAAAUCUAAAUUAAAAAACAAGAAUUAAAAUAUCUUAAGAAUA